AUGCAGCUGCCGGCCCCUUUCGAUAUGUGGAAAGACUAUUUGAAUCUGAACAAGAUCCUAUGGGAGGUGAUCUCGGGCCGAGGGGGUUCUGGGGCUGGGGAGAAGUCCAGCCAGGAGACCGAGGCUGGGCAGGUGAGGCAGGCAGCAGCUGGAGGGCCAGGGGCCCCUACACCCCUCUGCAACUUCUGCAAACACAACGGGGAGUCCCGAAACGUGUACACCUCACACCUGCUGAAGACUCCAGAGGGUGUGGUCGUCUGUCCCAUCCUUCGCCAUUACGUCUGCCCACUGUGUGGAGCCACAGGGGGCCUGGCCCACACCCUCAAGUACUGCCCCCUCAAUGGUGGCCAGCAGUCCCUGUACAGACGGAGUGGACGAAACUCAGCCGGGAGAAAGGUCAAGAGGUGA
Molecule: messenger RNA, 408 nt
Organism: Trichosurus vulpecula (common brushtail)
Lineage: Eukaryota; Metazoa; Chordata; Mammalia; Diprotodontia; Phalangeridae
Gene: NANOS2
Product: nanos C2HC-type zinc finger 2
Exons: 1
Coding region: 1-408 (135 amino acids)
Biological process (GO): negative regulation of translation; oogenesis
Cellular component (GO): perinuclear region of cytoplasm
Molecular function (GO): mRNA binding; zinc ion binding
Source: RefSeq, a predicted model, not a curated record